Cyanistes caeruleus (blue tit) is the source of this 1428-nucleotide messenger RNA. NCBI's taxonomy places the organism in Eukaryota, Metazoa, Chordata, Aves, Passeriformes, Paridae. The record is from RefSeq and is a predicted model, not a curated record.
CACAGGUGUGUGAGCACAGCUGGGGCAGCGCAGGAGAACAACAGGAGCUGCUGAGCUGUGGGGAUUGAAAGAACCACGGCACUAAGGACAUGGGAAUCACAAAAGUACAUGGACUGGCAAUUCUACUGACAGCAGGAAUCACUGGUGCAAUCUGGUACCACCACCCUUUUUCCCCAGCCAGAGACCGGGAACACGCAGCCUCCCCUGCAGAGGGUUCAGUACUGAAAACAGACUUAGAUGAAACAUCUCUGCUGCUUCCAUGGAGACAGGAUGUGCUGGUGUUGACACCAUGGUUGGCUCCAAUUGUCUGGGAAGGCACGUUCAACAGAGACAUCCUGAAUGCUCAAUAUCUGCAGAAGAACUUGGUCACUGGAGUGGUCACUUUUGCUGUUGAAAAAUAUGUCCAGUUCAUAGAAGGGUUCAUGAGAUCUGCCAACAAGUACUUCCUUGCUGGGCACCACGUGAAUUUCUACUUGUUCACAGACAGUCCCAAGAAGAUCUCUCACCUUCAGAUGGCCCCUGAGAACCACCUGUUUGUCAUCCCUGUCCAGAAUGACCGCAGGUGGCAGGACAUCCCCACGAGCCGUAUGGACAUCAUCAGCUCAUACAUCCACAGCCAGUUCCAGUACGAGGUGGACUAUCUGUACUCCGUGGACGUUGAUGUCCAGCUCCUGGCAGACAUCGGUGUGGAGAUCAUUGAUGCCCUGGUGGCAACCAUUAGCUCCUGGCAGAUCACUUCCCAGAUCGAGAACAAUGACCAUGAGACACACCCUGAGUCACAAGCUGCCAUCCCUGAGGGACACGGGGACUUCCAUUACUCAGCGAGCUUCUACGGGGGCAGCGUGUCUGAGGUCUACAAACUGACCCGAGCCUGUUCUGAAGGGCUGAUGGAGGACAGAGAAAAUGGAAUUGAGGCUUGGUGGCACCAUGAGAGGCACCUCAACAAGUACCUUCUGCAUCACAGGCCCACACGCCUGCUGUCCCCAGAGUACUACUGGGACACGGAGCUGAGCCCCAGCAGCAUCCAGGUGAAGAGGAUGUGCCCAGUGCGCAAGGACAGCUCGAGACAAGCUCCUGAAACAAAGAAUGUGAAGCCUUUGCUGUUUACAGCCCCACUAAACUGAGGGCAAUGGGCAAAGGAAGUUUCCCUCUGCACUGCACACAUUUUCUGCAUGGAUUAGUCCGUAAAGUGGGUCUCCAUAGCUAGAGACUACAAAACCCAGAAAUUUCUUUUAUUAGCAACUUCUUUUUCAACUUUCUGCUUUUCAACUGUCCUUUCAUCUGCAUGUUUACAAGCACAGGCUUCUUGCCAUCCUAAUAACAUAUCAAAAUUGACAAGGAGAUACUCAAAAUGACCGUACUUAGGCAUCUGAAUAAAGUCAGUUUGAAAAUUCACAAAUGGUCCCCACAGAUUAGGGUCUGCAAUUA